AUGGCCAGAAGUUCAAAGCAUCGUAAGAAUGCGGGCAAAAUCAUCCGCAAGCUGAAUCAAAACAAGUCUUGCAACAGUGUCGAAAGUCAACUCUAUACCAACCUUGCGCCUGUCACAGUCCCGAUGAUGCGCUUUCCGAGCUUGAAUCGAAUAGAAGAUCUUUCGUGGAUCAAUACUGCUCUGUAUCGCAUUGCCUGGAACAACAUGUUCGUCGCGGGGAGAUCAUCGAGUCAACUUCAAGGCAUUUCUGAAGAAAGCAAAACGUACACCUUGAAUUGCGAAUUUCAGUUCGACCUCUAUUUUCGAAUCUUACUGCAAGUUACCCCAACCAUGACUUUGAGAGGAAAUUUGGAAUGCGUACUGGACUUUGACGAUUCUUCGAAAGAAGCCAGCUCGCUCGUCAUCGCCUUACACACAUACGGUAGAGAGGAGGACGAGGAUGCCAGAAAGCAGCUAGAGCGUCUUGUUCUGAUGGAAAAUGAUCUUGUACAUUUUGAAAUCACUCAAUGUACCUCAAGUAUUGUACAGAAGUUCUGGCAACUUGAAACUGCUUUGUCGCUCAGGCAACAAAUGUGGCCACCGGACCAGGCUGAAAGCAGCAGCACCAGGCUGGUGGCGAUGGGCGUGAUAGUCCGAGGAAGCAAGGCUGUCUUCGUCGACAACGCCAUUCAUAUUGUUAAGGAAUGGCAGCUGGCCAAGGAGGCUAACAUCUUACUAGCUCAGUGCGGAGUACCAAUCUUCCUGUGUCAUGCAGAGCCUCAGACUGUCUGUAGCAUGUUCAAUGACGUGAGAACGAGCCUCAAGGAAUAUCGAGACGACGUCGUUCAAACGGUUGAGAAACACAUGGAGCCUGUCAGCAAGGAUGUACACGAGCUCGAGAGCAACACGGGUACGAUGUUGUCGGGGUUCACGAAAGAUGUGCAGGAGCUGAAGGGGAUCAUGCGGAAGCUUUUGCAGGAUAUGCAGCAGGUGGGUCAAGAGAUGGCUAUCAACUGA
Guillardia theta CCMP2712 is the source of this 996-nucleotide messenger RNA. RefSeq lists its product as hypothetical. Bases 1 to 996 code for a protein of 331 amino acids. NCBI's taxonomy places the organism in Eukaryota, Cryptophyceae, Pyrenomonadales, Geminigeraceae. The record is from RefSeq and is a predicted model, not a curated record. The transcript has 4 exons.